Messenger RNA from Polyodon spathula (Mississippi paddlefish), 8056 nucleotides. RefSeq names its product DNA-binding protein RFX7-like. Bases 287 to 4672 code for a protein of 1461 amino acids. NCBI's taxonomy places the organism in Eukaryota, Metazoa, Chordata, Actinopteri, Acipenseriformes, Polyodontidae. The record is from RefSeq and is a predicted model, not a curated record. The transcript is spliced from 9 exons. Gene Ontology annotation, molecular function: DNA-binding transcription factor activity, RNA polymerase II-specific; RNA polymerase II cis-regulatory region sequence-specific DNA binding. Gene Ontology annotation, biological process: regulation of transcription by RNA polymerase II.
ACUGCCUGCCAGGAGCAACAGCGGUAGCAGCCGUGGUGCGACUUGCUCUCGGCUGCAGCGGAAUCUGGAGCGAGAGGUGUUUUUAUCCUUUUUUAAAACAUUUUAUAUUAUCCCAGUAGACAUGGUUACAAACGUAUCAGCAUUUUGUUUCGAGGCUAAUCCAAAACGAUAGUAAACAGGUCGGUCCGUGAUGUGCCAUAGCCGGGGAAGAGUUGUUUACUCGAGGUCCAGGUUGAGGCCUACUUGUUAAAGCUCCCCUCCUCCUCAUCACUUGAAUCUUAUCAUCAUGAUGGCUGAGGAUCAACAACAUCAGAAGCCGAGCCCGGGGACAGGGACUUUGCCAGCCCUCGUUCCGGGGCUUCAAGGGGUCGAGGCCAGUGCUCUGCAGCACAAAAUAAAAAACUCGAUCUGCAAAUCAGUACAAUCAAAAGUGGAGAGCAUAUUGCAAGGUGUUGAGAAGUUUACAGACAUUGAAAAACUCUACCUCUACCUUAAGUUGCCUUCUGGUCCCAACAGUGGCAAUGACAAAAGUGAUCAGAGCUCCAUGUCAUCCAGCCGCACUCAGCAAAUGCAUGCGUUUAACUGGAUCCGAAAUCACCUAGAGGAACACCCAGAAACUUCUCUCCCCAAGCAAGAAGUCUAUGAUGAAUACAAGAGCUAUUGUGACAAUCUCGGCUACCAUCCACUGAGUGCAGCUGACUUUGGAAAGAUCAUGAAAAAUGUUUUUCCAAACAUGAAGGCACGUCGUCUGGGCAUGAGAGGCAAAUCCAAGUACUGCUACAGUGGACUGAGGAAGAAGGCGUUUGUCCACAUGCCUUCUUUGCCCAAUCUGGACUUUCAUAAAACUGGAGAUGGGCCUGAAGGGAUGGAGUCCUCGGGGCAGCUGCAGAGUGCAGAGGAGGAGGUCCGGUCAGCUGCCUGCGACCUGGUCUGUGAGUGGGCACAGAAGGUGUUGAGCCGCCAGUUCGAUGCUGUCGAGGACCUGGCACGCUUCCUUCUCAACAGCCAUUACAUUGGUACCAAAUCGAUGGCAGCGCUCACUGUAAUGACUGGCGCACCUACUGGUAUGAAGACACCAACGCAGACAUCAGCGUUCGUGCCAACAGCUGAAACCAAUUCGUUCCAGCCCCAAGUAAAGACUCUCCCUUCACCCUCUGUGGAUGCCAAACAGCAGCUGCAACGCAAGAUUCAGAAGAAGCAGCAAGAGCAGAAGCUGCACUCCCCCCUUCCAGGAGAGGCCCAUGGGAGGAGGGUGGAUGGAGGGACGCCAGGGCCAGUCCCCUGCAUUCAUCGGGGGAGCCCAGCACUGCUGUCCCCUCAGCCCACCAUCGGGAUUGUCGUGGCAGCAGUCUCCAGCCCUGUUACGGUACAAAGAAACAGACAGCUGGUGACCUCACCCAGCCCUGUUGGCACACCUGAAGGCAAAGUCCUUCCUGUAAACUUUCAAGUGGUUGCUCAGCACAUGCAUUCUGUGAAGCAGUCGCCCAAGACCCCUCAAAACAUCCCCGCCAGCCCAAUAGAUCGCUCAGCACGGCAUCGCUAUCCGCAAAUACUGCCCAAACCUUGUGCCACCAGCGCCCUCACCCUGCGUUCGCCCACCACUGUCCUCAUCACCAACAGCCCCAUCAAGACGGUUGUGCCUACGCCUCAUGUGAGCUCGGUGAACGUGGUGAAAAUGACAGCAAUAUCCUUGACACCCAGCAACAGUGGCACUGCCCUCAGGCCUGCUUCUGCCGGCAACAGUGGGACAGGGGCAGCUGAGGAGCCAAGGGCAGGCCUGCAGAUCAGACAUGGUUCUGUGGUCUCUCUCCAGUCUCCUGUAGCAAGGUCCAAAAGUGUGACGACCACGCCUACCAUUGAGAUCAAAAUGGAGCCUGGAGCCAUAACUGAUGAAAGCCAAGCUCUCAGCACAGAAAGGCUGGCUGGGACUCAGGAGGCCUCUGGUGGCCAGGGAGGGGGUUGCGUGAAGCUGAGGGCCAUCAGCGACCCCACCACUCAGGCCAAGGGAUCCCCAGGAGGAGGUGGUGAGGCGAGACCUGAAGGGACAAGGACCAAAGGCGAUGCAAAGUCCCUUUUGGACAACACUGUGGUGACCUCCACUGUAGGCAAUAAUAAUCCAAGCACUUUCUUUAUUGCAAUCUCCAAUCCAAACACCAGCAUGACUUUAUCAUCCAAUGGCAAUGCUGCAAGUUCUCCCAAGGAAAGCUUGGCCGGUUCCAAGAGCCCACGGAAGCGCUCCACAGGUUUGGCGUCUGAAUCCCAGGCCCCACCUAUCAAGAAAGUCUUUACGUCCCAGCAAUCUACCAUCAGUCUGGAAAGCCAAAAAGUGGGCCUCAGCGCUGCAGUGAAGAAGGUUACAAAAGCAACCCUGCCAGCCAAACCUGACUGCACACCAGCACCUACUCCUGGAAAAGUUACUGUGAAACUCAAUUCAACAGUCCCAACACGAAUCUUAGCUCAGACGCCGUCUGACACUCAAGCUGUAUAUUCCAGCAGCUUCCUGACUGUAGUCAAACCUCAGUCUUCACAAGACAUCAAAGUUAAACGUGACGAAACUCCUUCCAGCAUGGAUACAGGUGCAGGCCCAGGGAUUGGUUCUGAUCAGACGUUAUUGCAGCAUAUCGCAGGUAAUCCUCCUGUUGCUCCUGUUAACACGGGCAUGCUGGAAAACCCGGGGGUUAAUGACUUGCAGAAAUCCAUGUGGGAGUCAGUGCAGCUUGGAGUCCCACAACAGGAUUACACUGCUCAGCUACAGAGCCACAAGCCCCUUCAGGUUCCAGUGGUAGAUCAGCAACAAGCACUGAUCCAGGGACAGCCUUCCAAUCAGUUAUCCCUGCAUCCAGAUAUGGUUGAUUUUGUAGCAUCUCAGCCAAAUGACAACUAUUUUGCUUUUGAUGAUGAUAUCACACAGGACAGUAUUGUUGAAGAACUAGUGUUAAUGGAAGAGCAAAUGAAUCUGAACAAUAAUUCUUACACCAAUUGUUUGGGGAUGUCACUGCAGAGUCAGUCGACAGUUCCCCAGGGGGCAAUCAUGUCAUCUCAUCUAACAGGCAACCCCUUCUACCACUCAGCCCACAGCAGCAGCACUCCUGUCCAUACUCCUACUCCUACCCCCACACCCACCCCAACCCCGACCCCAACACCCACCUCAGAAAUGAUGGGAGGAGGCCAGGGGUUAUCCCGGGAAAGCCCCUGCUCACAAAUGGCCCAGACGACCCCUGUGGAUAGUGCUUUGGGGAGCAGCCGGCACACCCCCAUUGGCACACCACACUCCAACUGCAGCAGCAGCGUGCCCCCCAGCCCAGUGGAAUGCAGGAACCCCUUUGCUUUCACACCCAUAAACUCCAGCAUAGCCUACCACGAUGCCAGCAUCGUUUCGAGUAGCCCUGUCAAGCCCAUGCAGAGGCCCAUGGCCACCCACCCAGACAAGGCCAAGCUGGAAUGGAUGAACAACGGGUACAACAGCGUGGUGGGAAAUGCUGCCAUUUCGAACAAUGGCAUCGGAAUUCUCCCCAGCUAUCAGGAUCUACUGGAUGACCAGUUCAGAAAGCCGCAUGCCUUUGCCAUACCUGGGCAGUCAUAUCCGACACAGACAAGGCAUCAUGACGCACACUUUGGCCGCUUGACGCCCAUCUCUCCAGUCCAGCCCCAGGUGGCUUCCGUGUCUAACCUCUGCAAGCAGGAAGGUUUUGCAGUUCCCGCUCCCCUGGACAACAAAGGGGCAAACUCCUCUACAAGCAGCAACUUCCGCUGCCGCAGUGUUAGCCCUGCUGUCCAUCGCCAGCGAAACCUAAGUGGCAGCACCGCCUACCCUGUCUCCAAUCUCCCCAGAUCCAGCGUCAACCCUUUCAGCAGCCCUGUGACUCCAGAGGUUCUCAACAUACUCACAAACAGCCAUUCGGAUGGCAGUGCCAACAACAUGGCUCAGAGGAGUCAAUCGGUUCCAUUAAAUGUGAUGAUGCUGACGGCGGUCCCACCCAUGCAGAAACAGAGCAACAACAAGAAGAUCACCAACGUGCUGCUGAGCAAGAUGGACUCAGACAGUGAUGACGCAGUAAGGGGCCUGGGGAUCAAUAACAUGCCCUCCAAUUACACGGCCAGGAUGAAUCUCACACAGAUCCUGGAAACCACUCCCAGCUUCCCUAGUGCCAACCACCAGAUCCAGGUCAAUUCCAGUCCUUCGGUAUAUGAAUUCCAGAAGCCAAGUUACCUUGUGAAAAACAGCAGAACUGACCAGAUCAGCUUUUCUUCUGGGGAGACCCAAGCACAAUCAGAUAUUGGAGAACAACAGCAGCAGCAACUGCAGCAGCAACAAAAUCAACAGCAGCUAGAUUUCAAUAGCACCGUUAAGGACCUGUUAGGAGAUGACGGCCUGAACCCAAGCUCACAGCUUGUGGGCCAGGUGGCGUCAGAACUCAACGCCGUGGUAUCAGAUUUUCCCAGCGAUAUCAGGCUGAACUCUGAACUUUCAAGCAGCAUCAACGAUCUGAAUACUUUGGACACAAAUCUACUGUUUGACCCGAAUCAGCAGCAGGGACAAUAUGAAGAUUCUACACUGGAGGAACUGAAAAAUGAUCCGCUUUUCCAACAGAUUUGCAGCGAGUCAGUGAACUCGACCGGUUUUGACUGGUUGGAAAGCAAGGACCAGCCUACAGUUGAAAUGCUGGGUUAACGUUUUUCUUUCUUGGGUUUUUUUUUGUAAUUAUUCAUGUGAAAGUUGUAUAGCACACUGUAUCAGAAUGUGGACACAUCACUUUUGUCCAGUGAGAAGUGCCAGCCUAAACAGAAACAAUUGCUCCUAAAAUACGUUAUUUAUCAAAAGGUUUGCUGCACCACAAUAUGUUGAACCGCAAAACAGUUACAAAAAACAAGGCGUAAAUGAUUGCUGUUACCUAUUUCAAUGGAAUGAUAAACUCCUAUUGUUUAAACACAUCUGAUAAAUACACUUACCCCUUUAGAAAAUAAACUGUUUAGUUGAAGUAAGAUACAGGAUGAAAAGUAGUAUCAGGUGUGUAGGCUUAAGCUGUUUUCAAACUGCUUACAAGUAAAAAAAAUAAAAUAAAUAAUUACUAACUUAAAGACAAAUAAUGGCAUGGCAAAAUGUGAUAAUUUGAUUAUAAAAAAGUACUGGUUUAUGCAUUUAUCUGGGAAAUAAGAGGAAUAGUAACUUCUAUAUUUUUUAUUUUUGGGAACAUUUGAAGUAAUAGACUAUAACUGUAUGUAUUCGAGAGAAUGUUGGUAUCUCUCCGAGCCUUAUGAUUUUGAAAUUGUAAGACCAGCAUUCUAAUUGUCAUAUACAAUACAGCCUUUUAUGAAUUACAAAGUUAUAGGGCUGCUUUUGAAUCCUAGAACAGGAAUUGUUAAGAUCACAUUUUAAGCAGAAGAAGAUAACACAGCCUUUGAACAGUAAGAGGUGCGUGUUUCUUUAUAAUAAAAUUUAUCUAAGUCUUCUAUCUCCUCGUAAUGUGGUUGCUGUCCUGUACAGCAGAUUUGUGUAGUAGAGUUCUUUAUGCGCAACAGAAACAUCCUGUUGAAAAAUAUAUGCCAAUAUAGGUUUAACACAUUUCUUUAGAUUUUUCUAAAGAUAAAUAGAUCUCUAUUCUGACAUUUAAUACAGGACUAAGUGUAUUAAUUAAUGUACCGUACAUUUUAAUGCAAGGGAAAUUGAAACAUUUUCAUUUUAUUAUAAUGCUGGCUGGGAAAAGUUAGAUAGGAUCAAACUAUACCUUGUUUAAAAACAACAAAAAAAGUUAUUUAUUGUCCAUUUUUAGUCCGAAAUUAAAAGUAAAUAUUUAUAAAAAUACAUUUGACCGAAUUAAGCAAACUGAAUUUCAGGUCUUUGGAUAAGUACUGCCCAAAGGCUCAGUUGAAACUUAGGACUCUUAUUUUCAGUUUGUUUAAAAUAUUAAAGAAAUUAAGUGAUUGAGAUAAGGGGAGGGUGAAUAUAAAACAGAAUAAAACCCAAAAGAAUGAUGUGGCUUUGUAUGGAACAAUAGACAUUGUUAUCUGUUUAUAGACUGUGCUGCAUGGCAUUUUAGGAGCUAGCGAUGCAUGUUUAUUUGUAGUAGAUUGUAUAGGCCUGGACAGCUAAUUUGAUCUCAGUUACAUUCUUUAACCUAUCCUUCAGGCAGGUAACAAGCCAGCUCUGCAUUUCAUUGGAGGCUGGUGCUGAGUAUUCAGGGGAUUUUAACUCAUUACAAAGAUCGACUACUUUAACAGAUCCAUUGACAUAUAUUGUAUGUUUAUUACACAAGUCUGUAUGGCAAUACAUAUUUUCUUUUAGUGAGUCUUUUUACUCCCGUACCAAAGAGAAGCCAUCCUAUUUGGACUUGAUAUCUAACUUGUUUGAAUCCAGGCUUAUCUAGUGCUUGCCCAGUCAACGAGACUUUUUUUUGCUGUGAAAUAUGAAAGUAAAUAUCUAUAAAAUGGUAUUAAAAUGGCAAAACUUUUAAGGAAGCAAUCAUUUUUAAAGCUGGAGUGCAUAUCUUUCACUAAAAAAAACAUAGAAAGAUGAAUAAAAAGGUCUGAGAAAAUGGAUGUUGCUAGAUAUGAUUGCUGAUUUGGGAUUAUUUUUAUCAUUCAUUUGUUAUCAAUUUUCAUAAAAUAUAUAGGACAUAUCUCUACUAAACUGAGACACACUGUACACUAGCCAUACUAGCUAAUAUGCAACAUUUACAUUAUACUGAUCAUUUGGAUCUGUAGCCAGUUGAAUAUUCUAACAAAUUAGUUUAUUUUUAACCCUUAAUAUUGUACAAACAAUAAUGUAUGUUCAGUUUCUCGCCCUGUUAUAAAUGUCUUCUGUUGUUGAAAGAUGUGUACUUAAUUUGGUGUUGGAACAAUAGCAAGCUUAAUUUAAAAAAAAAAAAAAAAACAGUGUAUUCUGAGGUAUUAUAAGAUGUUUUAUGUCCCCAGACAUUUGCAGCAGACACUGGAAAAAAAAAAAUUGUUUAGUUCAAAGUUCAGCAGGCUUUCUGAGGUUCAUACUAUUGCACUAAACUUCUAAAGAACCUAAGGUUUGGCACCUCUUUUGGGACAAAUGCAACAGUUAAAGCCUGCAAAAAAUAUAUUUUUUAUAAAGAACUUCAAUAUGAGAAGUAAAAAAGAAAAAUAAAGGUAAAAUGUCAUCAAAAAAAAUGACAGAUUUGUCUUAUGUAGCAAUGUGCAUUGAUCUCAGUGAGAUCAUUCUUUUACUCGUUCUCUUACACGAGAAUAUACAGCAGGAUUUAAAAAGAAAAAAGUUUUGCUUCACCAUGUUGAUACAUGAUCACAAGUGUGCAUGUGUAUUGAACUCUCUUGUACAGUAUACUUUGUAACCACUUUCUUUGCUCUAAAGAAGACUGGUUCUCUGCUAACCAGACAGGCUUAGUUAUUCACAUAACAAGUUAUUUACGUUGUUCGAUGUUUACUAAUUCAAAUUAGUACUUGUUGAGUGUUCAGUUUUCUAAUUUUUGUUCUUUUUUUAUUUUUUAUUUUUAUUUGAAAUGUAAUAGUCUUUUUGUGCAACAGGUUUUCUCUGUUUUUGUUUGUUUUGUUUUGUUUUUUUAAACCAUUGAAGUAAGCACUGAAUUUUGGAAAGAAGGAACUAGUUUCUCUUCUUGGAAUGCACAAGAAGCUAAUCCAGUAGACACAUGUACCCCUCGCUGUAUAUCUUCACUGCACUAGUAUGAUCUCCCUGUACUGACUUUCAUUUAGUGUAGCACAGUAAACUCUUCCCAGUGUUGUUGUUGUUGUUGUUUGUUGUACUGCUGGAUGUACAGUAGUUUGAUAAUGUUGCAAUAGCAUUUCAGCUUUUUUUCUUUUUUUAAUUGAAAGUGCUCACAGAUGUUGAAGUUUUCUAAAUGGUUUUAAAAACCAAUAAACUUUUUUUACAAUUUGUGGUCUUGUGUAUGUGUUUCUUUUUUUUAAAAAAAUGUUUUAAAGUAUAACGUGUAGUGUAUAAUAUUUAAUUUGUAAAUUGUCGGAAUGCAAGAAAAUGAAUUAUUAUACAUAAUUGAGGGUGUCCAGUUAUGCCUGGCAUGCAUUCCAGAAUCAUGUUAAUUUAAAUGGGGGAAUUUAG